GCGCAGCUCGCUACCAAGCCUGCCAAGUCCCAACUAGCAGCAGCAGCAAGCGAGCCAACGAGUCCUCCGGUCGCUCGUCGGAGGCAGGGCCAGGCAACGCAACGCAGCAUGUGCAACCUCAUCACGAUCCCGUCGGUAGCCUGGCUGCACCGCGCCGUGCGCCGGUGGCGGGCCCGCCGCUCCGCGUCCGCCCCGGUUUCCGCGGGGCACGUGGCGGUGUGUGCGGACGGCGCGCGGUUCAUGGUGCGGCUGGCGCACCUGAGCCACCCGGCGUUCCUGGAGCUGCUCCGGCAGGCGGAGGAGGAGUACGGCUUCCCGUCCGGCGCCUCCGGCCCCGUCGCGCUCCCCUGCGACAAGGACCGCCUCCGCGACGUCCUCCGCCGCGUCUCUUCCUUGUCCGGCUCCGAGGAGCCGCGCCGCUCCUCCUUCUGCCGCCGCCGCGGCGACUCGCGGCCGCUGCUGCAGGGGAUGGCCUUCCCGUGAGCGCGCGCGCCGCGGCACCGAACGAUCGGGCGACGGA
Molecule: messenger RNA, 520 nt
Organism: Triticum dicoccoides
Lineage: Eukaryota; Viridiplantae; Streptophyta; Magnoliopsida; Poales; Poaceae
Product: auxin-induced protein 15A-like
Exons: 1
Coding region: 109-483 (124 amino acids)
Biological process (GO): response to auxin
Source: RefSeq, a predicted model, not a curated record